CUUGCAGUAAUAAUGGCAAAUAAUCACAGAGAGAGUAAAAAGAAGCAGGUAAUAGCAAUAAUUGGAGCAGGAAUAAGCGGACUCUUAGCCUGCAAAUACAGCCUCUCUAAAGGAUUUGAUCCAAUUGUAUUCGAGUCCGAGAGUAGGAUUGGGGGUGUUUGGACUAAAACCAUUGGGAGCACUAAGCUGCAAACACCAAAACCAUAUUUCCAGUUCUCUGAUUUUCCCUGGCCCCAUACUGUAACCGAACUGUAUCCUCACCAACAAACGGUGCUGGAGUACAUUGAAUCGUAUGCUCGUCACUUUGAUUUGCUCCGCCACAUACAAUUCAAUAGCAAAGUGUUGAGCAUUAACUAUGAAGGUGACGACUCAAUUAGUGGAGAAUGGAAUUUGUGGGGCGGCACCGGUGAGGCUUUUAGCAAUAAAGGGAAGUGGAACGUCAAAGUACACGACACUCGAACCCUCUCCACACAGGUAUACCAAGUUGAUUUUGUAGUAGUUUGUGUGGGAAGGUUCAGCCAAGUGCCAAACAUCCCUGAAUUUCCUCCGCAGAAAGGCCCCGAAGCAUUUGAGGGUGAAGUAAUCCACUCAAUGGACUAUUCCAAAAUGGACUCCAGAACUGCAGCCAACUUUGUCAAAGGAAAACAUGUAGCCGUCGUUGGAUUCCUUAGAUCAGGAAUGGACAUUGCCAGGGAGUGCUCAACGAUUAAUGGGAUUGAACGUCCAUGCACAGUGGUAAUUAGGACCCCACAUUGGAACCUUCCGGAUUAUUUUCCAUGGGGACUCUCGCUGGGAUAUCUCUACCUAAAUCGAUUCUCCGAACUUACGGUGCAUAAACCCGGUGAAGGCCUUCUACUAAGUCUCCUAGCCACAACUCUUUCACCAUUGAGGUGGGCCUUCUCAAAAUUUGUAGAAAGUUAUAUAAAACACAAACAUAGGCUUGCAAAACAUGGAAUGGUGCCAGAGCAUAGUUUCUUAAACGAUUUGAGUUCCUGUUCGCUUGCUAUAGUGCCGGAGGGCUUCUACGAUAGAGUGGAGGAAGGAAGUAUCAAGCUCGUCAAGAAAGCAGGCUCUUUUGGAUUCUCGAAAGAAGGUAUUAUGCUCGAGGGUCAGGCUGAACCAAUAAAAUCCGACUUAGUCAUACUCGCCACAGGCUUCAAGGGAAUUGAUAAGCUCAAACACAUUUUUGAAUCACCAAAAUAUCAGGAAUUCAUAGCAGGCUCAGAUGAUUCUGCUGCAGUUCCCCUCUAUAGGGAAUGCAUUCAUCCCAAGAUUCCCCAGCUGGCAAUAAUUGGAUUCUCAGAAAGCAUCGCGAAUCUAUACACAUCAGAAAUAAGGUGUAGAUGGCUAGCAGAGCUUCUUGAUGGAAAAUUCAAGCUGCCUAGCAUCAAGGUCAUGGAGAAAGACAUAGCAGAAUGGGAUAAAUACAAGAAGAGAUAUUCAAAGAAGUAUUACAGGAGAUCAUGCAUCGGUGCAUUGCAUAUUUGGCACAACGACCAACUCUGCAAGGACAUGGGAUGGAAUCCUAAGAGGAAAAAAGACCUUUGGGCUGAGUGGUUCGAACCUUAUGGACCAAUGGACUACGCAGACCCAAAAUAAGCCAAGGUUUCCCACCCCAGUUUCAAAAAAAUGAAGCUUUCCCUUUGUUUUUACUGCUUUGAGCUUUCCUUACAUUGUACUGCGUUUUUCUUAUUUU
Lycium ferocissimum is the source of this 1696-nucleotide messenger RNA. Its product is annotated as probable flavin-containing monooxygenase 1. The transcript has 5 exons. The record is from RefSeq and is a predicted model, not a curated record. Gene Ontology annotation, molecular function: flavin adenine dinucleotide binding; NADP binding; N,N-dimethylaniline monooxygenase activity. Bases 13 to 1599 code for a protein of 528 amino acids. Lineage: Eukaryota; Viridiplantae; Streptophyta; Magnoliopsida; Solanales; Solanaceae.